Molecule: messenger RNA, 3415 nt
Organism: Quercus lobata
Lineage: Eukaryota; Viridiplantae; Streptophyta; Magnoliopsida; Fagales; Fagaceae
Product: disease resistance protein RGA2-like
Exons: 3
Coding region: 120-3068 (982 amino acids)
Molecular function (GO): protein binding; ADP binding
Source: RefSeq, a predicted model, not a curated record
UCCAAUAAAGUCUCUUUGCUUUGUGGUUUUCAUGUUCUACACUUUACCAUUCUUGCAACUAAGCACAGUCAUUCAUCUUCACAUUCCAUUGUCUUUGCUCUUUAGUCUUUACCAAGAACAUGGCUGAAAUUGGCUAUGGCAUCGCAGUGAAGGUCCUGGAGCUGCUCAGAUCGGUUACUUUCCAAGAGAUCAGCUCGGCAUGGGGCGUCAAAAGUGAUCUGACAAAGCUUGAGCGCACCGUCAAAGCCAUCAAAGCUGUACUCUUGGACGCUGAGGAGAAGCAAGCAAGUGACCAUAGGCUGGGUGUUUGGCUAGGGGAGCUCAAAGACGUUCUUAAAGAUGCCGAGAAUGUGCUGGAUGAAUUUCAGUACAUAGUUCUGCAGAAGGAAGUCAUGAAGAGAAAUGGGAGCACUAGCAAAAAGGUGAGUCAUUUAUUUUCAAGUUCUAAUCCACUAGCAGUCCGUUUUGAAAUGGCACAUAAAAUCAAAGGUAUUAGGAAAAGGGUAGAUGAAAUUGCCGCUGAGAAAGAUAAAUUCAAUCUUGCUCAAGGACUUGAAGAUAGAAAGUUAAAUAUGCAGGAAAGGAGGGAGAUGACCCACUCUUUUGUUCGUCCUCGGAAUGUCAUUGGCAGGGAUGAUGCGAAAAAACAGAUUCUAGAUCUUUUGAUGCAGCAAGAUGCUGACAGAAAUGUCAAUGUAAUUUCUAUAGUUGGGAUUGGAGGUUUGGGGAAGACCACACUUGCCAAGUUGGUGUUUGAUGAUAAACAGGUAGUUAGUCAUUUUCAAUUGAGAAUGUGGGUGUGUGUGUCUGAUGAUUUUAAUGUUACAAGGUUGACAAAAGAAAUCCUUAAAUCUGCAAUUUUUAGGAUUGAUGAGAAUUUCCUUGUGGAUGGAUUGCCAAAUAGCUUAAAAGAACUUUUGAAAGAUAAGAAAAUUUUAGAGAAUUUGGGUGUUGAUGAAUUGCAAUGUCGACUAAGAGAACUUUUAAAAGAUAAGAAGUUUCUACUUGUCUUGGAUGACGUUUGGAAUGACGAACGUAAAAAAUGGAUUGAAUUGGAAGAUUUGAUACUUGGUGGUUGCAAUGGAAGUAAAAUCUUAGUAACAACACGUAAUAGCUCUGUUGCUACGAUUAUGGACACUACUUCCACAUACAAUCUAAAGGGUCUACCUGAAGAGGACUGUGUGUCUUUAUUUGUGAAAUUGGCCUUUAAGGUAGGACAAGAAAAUCAAUAUCCGAACCUCUUAAAUAUUGGAAGAGAAAUUGUCAAAAAAUGCAAGGGGGUUCCAUUGGCAGUGAGCACUUUAGCUGGCCUACUUUAUUCAAAAGUUGAUGAGCAUGAGUGGAAAUCUAUUAGAGAUAAUGAGAUAUGGCAAAUAGAACAAAAGGAAGGUGACAUCUUACCCGCAUUGAAGCUCAGUUACAAUCCAUUGCCAUUUCACUUGAAGCAAUGUUUUGCAUAUUGUUCUGUUUAUCCAAAGGAUUUUGAAUUCAAUAAUCUUCAAUUGAUUCAAUUUUGGCUGGCACAUGGAAUUCUUCAAUCCCCUGCCAAUGAAAGCCAAGAGUUGGAAGAUGUUGGUGACUUGUAUAUUAAAGAGUUGUUGUCGAGAUCUUUCUUUCAAGAUUUUAGUGAUGAGGAAUUGUUGUUUGCUUAUACCUUUAAAAUGCAUGAUCUGGUCCAUGAUCUUGCACUCUCAAUUGCCCAAGGUGAGUGUUCAGUAGUGACCAAGAAGUCUAUCCUUGCUGCAGAAGUUUGUCAUUUGUCAUUUUCAGAGAAUGGGAAAGAAGUUACGACACAAUUAGAGAAGUUGAGCAAAGUCCAGACUAUUAUUUUUAAAACAGAGCAACCUGCGUCCUUACUUGAAGCAUGUAUUGCAAGAUUUAAGUACUUGAGGGUGCUUUGUCUAGACGAUUCAUCCUUUGAGGUGUUGCCAAGUUCCAUUGGAAGUUUGAUACAUUUGAGAUAUCUUGACCUAUCAAAUAAUUGCAUAAUCAAGCAACUUCCAAAUUCUAUUUGCAAGCUGCACAAUUUGCAAACUUUACUGCUAGGUGGUUGUAGCAAUCUUGAACGGUUGCCCAAAGAUAUAAGGGACAUAAUCAGCCUCAGGCAUUUGUAUGUUACAACAAAGCAUACCUGCUUGUCGGAGAAGGCAGUAGGUUGCUUGGAUUCUCUUCGAUUUUUGUUUAUAGAUGAAUGUGACAAUCUAAAAUGUCUGUUUGAAGGGACGGAGGGGCGCCUCACCAAUCUUCGAACAUUGUUUGUUGUAGAAUGUCCAAGUUUGACCACUUUGUCACUCAGUAUCAAAUACCUAACUGCCCUAGAGCACCUGUUCAUUGGGCAUUGUAAAGAGCUUAGUUUGACGGAUAAAGAAGAAAAUCAAGAUCUCAAGUUAAGCCUCCGAUGGUUGAUGAUUGGGAAGUUACCUAAGUUGGAGGUUUUGCCCCAGUGGCUCCAAGCAUCUGCCAACACUUUACAGCACUUAGAGAUUGAAGAUUGUUAUAAUUUCACCGCUUUGCCUGAGUGGCUACCACAUCUGAAAUCUCUUCAGAAACUUAGAAUUAAAGAUUGCCCUGUUUUCUCAUCUUUCCCGAAGGGGAUGCAAGAUCUCACUGCACUAAGAGAAAUUCGGAUUCAGAAUUGUGAAGAGCUUAUUUUGACGAAUAAAGAAGAGAAUCAAAAUAUCAAGUCAAGCCUCCGAUUGUUGAAGAUUGAGAAUUUACCUAAGUUGGAGGUUUUGCCCCAUUGGCUCAAAGAAUCUGCCAACACUUUACAGCACCUAGAGAUUGAAGAUUGUUGUAAUUUCACCGCUUUGCCUGAGUGGCUGCCACAUCUGAAAUCACUUCAUACACUUAGAAUUAAAGAUUGCCCUGUGUUCUCAUCUCUCCCAGAAGGGAUGCAAGAUCUCACUGCACUAAGAGAAUUUCAGAUUGAAAAUUGUCCUAAGUUGAGUAGAAAGUGCAGAGAAGAAGUUAGGCACAAGAUUGCUCAUGUACCAAACAUUGAUUUCGAUGAGUAUUUCGAAAGAGAGAGAUGGCGACAUCAGCGUAUAUUUAGAAGGAGAAGUUUUUGAGGAGUUCAACACAAGUCACAAUCAAUAGAGUCUAAAUGUUGCUCAAUUCAAAGUCACAUGUUCCUUCCAUAAUUCAUAGGAUUAGCAUUGAAGCCCAAAUUAGAACAAUUGAAGUUGCCCUACAAAUGACUAUGGGAGAAAAAGUAAAGUUGCAUGAGUUGAGGGGAUUUAUUUUUUAUAGAAUAUUUAGGUUUAUUUAUCAAAUACAAUGAUGAGGUCAAUUUGGAUGGGGAGACUUUUUUUUCCCCUGAAGUUUAACUCUCCAAACUCGCUUGUUAGUUUUAUGAGUUUUUUAAUUUUUUGAGCUCUUCUUUAUAUCAUCAUAAUAGAGGGAAAAGAUUGUAUCA